Messenger RNA from Styela clava, 2409 nucleotides. RefSeq lists its product as uncharacterized. Gene Ontology annotation, cellular component: nucleus. NCBI's taxonomy places the organism in Eukaryota, Metazoa, Chordata, Ascidiacea, Stolidobranchia, Styelidae. Gene Ontology annotation, biological process: regulation of transcription by RNA polymerase II; immune system process. Gene Ontology annotation, molecular function: protein binding; RNA polymerase II cis-regulatory region sequence-specific DNA binding; DNA-binding transcription factor activity, RNA polymerase II-specific. The record is from RefSeq and is a predicted model, not a curated record.
CGUUAUGUCCACUAACGUGUCCAAUAAUUUAAGACAUUAUGAUACUGAGGUAGGAGAAUAAGCACAUGUAUGAUCCCGAUCAAUGCUUAUCCUUGGUGGGGAAGCCCCACUUUGGCGCACAUCUCGAUUACGGGGAUUUCCCUCGUACGAUACCAGCCGAGAAUGUUUUCGAUACCGGUUGUAUGUCUUUCUUCUGACCUUGUUCAGAUGCCAAAAACGACAAAUAUCCGAUAGUCUUUAUAUGGCAAUGGCGACGUCAAAAGACUAUGGACUGCAUGGAUCACAGUUGAGGCAUUGGUUGAUCAAUUUGGUCGAUGAAAAUGAAAUUGAUGGCUUAGAGUGGACAGACGACAGCAAGCAGGAAUUCAAACUUCCCUGGCCCCAAAAAGACCGACCUGGCUGGGAAGAUUUAUAUCGAAUCCUUCGAGGAUGGGCUGACAAUAAAAAUAGACAAGACAAGCCUGGUGUAAAAUCCGACUUUUCCACAUUAAAAUCAAACUUUCGCACUCUUCUAAACAAGUGCGACGACUUUAAAUUGGUUAAAGAUGAAACUGACAAACAGUCAGAUAAUUAUAAAGUGUAUAAGGUACUUUCACCAAAAGAGGUUAAUUUAAGAAAACAAAAAAGGAAAGAAGAAGAAGAAGAAAAACAGAAAAAAAGAGAAAAAAAAUCGAAACGAAGGAAGACAGCAAACCCUAAUCUAGAUGAUGGCAAAUUAAAAACUGUCGAUGGCAAAAUAGAUUUGGAUAUGCCUCAUAGUCACACACAAGCAACUUUUGUAAAUAGUAUAAAACCAGAAAAUGGAAUUAUGCAACAUAUAGAGUCUGAUUCAGUGAAAUUUAACAAUCUAUCAAAUGGUACAAUAGGAAACAAUGCUCUCGAAAAUCGCUACAUUGACAAUGUUGCAACAUAUGAUACUUUCCAUAUUAGCCCACCACCAAGCAUUCAAAUGGAUCAUAAUUGGUCGCCAAUGAGUGAUCAACAAUACGUAGGAAGUAGAGGGCAUUCACAUACAACUAAUGGGUCAUUUGCUCACAUGCCUACAGAUGUCCCGUCAUCUUCAUCAGCUGUUGUAAUGUCUCGACAGAGCAAAAACAGUGUUGAACAAGCAUCUACAUUUCAACGUUUUCUAAAAGAUAUGGGAAUUUCUAGCGACAAAUUUCAUAGAUGUGAAUUUAGGGUUUUCUAUAAUGGUAACAUAGUUUCAGAAGAGCAAUUUGAUGAUACUGUGAAAGGAUAUAGAAUAUGCUAUGGUGAUCAGAACACAGUUUAUAAUUUGUUACCGAUGCAAUAUUUCACGGAAGAACAAAUGCUUGAUUUCACACAAUUUAACCUGGUACAAUUGCCGCAAACAUCAGUAGAACAAAAUAGUACAAACUUAACAGAAACUCUUAAGAUGUUCGAUUUAGGUGUGGUGUUUCGUUAUGAACCAGAAACUCUGUCAUUCCUCAUGAAAAGAAAAUGCCAAAGCUAUGUAUAUUAUUUAGAUCCAAAUCUAGAUUACCAAUAUCAAAAACCAAUAAAACUAGAUCGUGAAGAAGAGAUAUGUGUUUUUUCGUAUGAAAAAUAUCUCACGCAACUUCAAUCUCAAACUCAAGAAUUAGAGGAUGUGACAAUUUUUGUGUCAAUUGGGUCCAAGUCUGUCAUUGAUUUUCAAAAUCGGAAUAUUGUUGGAAUAAAAAUGGAAUUCUCCCCAAUUGUUUUGAAGGAUUUGAUGGAAAGGAGGCCGAUCAAAGAUUCAAGCAAUGUAUCACUUUGCUUUAGUGAGGCAACACAAUUCGAACUACUUUUAAGAAAACUGCAAAACACCAAUCUUGGUUGAAGUAUUCAACUUCUUUUUUUGUUAAAUUUGAUUUCGCACUUAACUGUACAUAUAGAACCAUUUUUUUCAAGUUCAUGUUUUAAAUAAUCGUCCAAGUUCCCUUUGUCUCUGUUUUAAAAACGAGUUUUUACUGUUCACCACAUAAGAUUAUGAGUACCCCUGACAGCGACUCGUUAAAUAUGUCAGUUCAUUUAAUUUUUUCCUUAUUGCGAUUAGAACUUUUUAAUUACAAUGCACCUAGUGUAGACUUUACCACCCAUUCUUAAAAUGAUGAUAGCUGGGAUGUUUGCAACUUGAACAAAUCAUCAUUUAGGGUCUAGUAUGAUUGUAUUAUUUUAUCAUUUGAACUUAUGGAAGAUACUACUUUAAUGCUAUCUCCUUCAAGCAUUUUUGCAUUGAUUACUGUCAGUUGAUUAAAUAUGUGUUUCCUUUUUAGCAAUGAUAUUUCAUCAUUAUCCUGCAGAAUAAGAUUCUGUUUUGAGAGGUUUCAUCUUUCACACACUUCUGAAAUUUUACUUUGAAUUCAAGGUAGUCUGUAUAACAUUUUUGAGUGAUCACAGAUCGUAAUAAUAUAUUCUUUCGUGAAA